UGUCUCAAUUCAGGGUCUGCAUCCUACCUCGGCCGGAUUCGUCGGCCGGUUACGUCACAGCGCCGCGACUAGGCCUGUCCCAAUUCGAAGACUCCUUCAAAUGCGGUCGACGAAUGCGGCCUUCUUUUCGCCUGAAUGAAGGAUGGGUCGGGUGUAUCCUUCAAUAGGUAGCAUUUCCCAAGAUGCCUUGCGGGCCGGCCGGCAGAAAACUUUUACAACAAUGGCGGACAGUGAAGCGGGAGCUGUUGGAGAAGAUAGCACGUAUAAAUGGACUAAAGACAAAACACAAGAAUUCAUACAGCUUAGAGCGGAGAUGGACCACAUGUUCACCGGAGCAAAGCAUUCGGCGUCUGUGGCAUGGAGGAGUAUUCUGGAGAAAAUGUCCAUCCAGGGGAAGGUGACCCCCAUCCAGGCCAAAAAAAAAUGGGAUAAUUUAAAGAAAAAAUAUAAAGUAUGUAGAUGUGUGUGGAAAAAUAUAACAUGAAUACAUGCUAAAUCUAAAAAGUUUAAACAGGUUUGUUGGUAUUUGUGUAAAAUGACAUAAUUUUAUUUUUUUACCUAGGAUUGCAAGUAUCCAGGGUCAGGAGAGGGGGUUAGUGGGAAGCCCACUGCUGCUACUUGGCCCUGGUUUGACCUCAUGGAUGAGUUAUUAGGACAGAGACCCUCUAUCAGUCCGCCUGUCCUAAUUGCCUCUAUCCGUGAGGACACUCCAGGGCCAAGUACAGCAGUGGAGGAAAGGGAGGAGAGUGAGGAUGAAGAUGGUCAGCCAGGAGGAAGUCAGCAGGGUGCAAGAAAAA
This is a messenger RNA of Nothobranchius furzeri (turquoise killifish), 797 nucleotides long. Lineage: Eukaryota; Metazoa; Chordata; Actinopteri; Cyprinodontiformes; Nothobranchiidae. The record is from RefSeq and is a predicted model, not a curated record.